AUGCACAAACCCAUCACCAUGCCACACACCACCUCCCCCUCAAGCCGUCUCAGACGCGCCAUCCACGCCCUUCCCUUCCUCCUAAUAACAGCCCUCAUGUCCCGCGCCUUCGCAAUGGCAAAGCCGAUCGGCCCUACAAUCGAACAAACCCUCCAGACCUCUGUUUUCAGCGCGCAAAACGUUACCGUACCUAUUAUCAAAAACUUCUAUGGCGUGCCUGUUCUAGAUGACGUUUUUGCUGUUGUCACUGUUGCGUUUGCGCAUUUGCAGUUCUUUACGGAUGAGGAGGCUUACUGGCAGCUUUUGGUGUUCUUGACGGAUUUUGCGGGGAUGUAUGCUGUUGUUAUGAUUGAGGGGUAUAGACCGGGGAAUACGUUUCCUGCGAUCAAGUACCCUGUUGUAUUUUUGUUUCUGUCCCAGAUGUUUGGCAUAGGUUGUCUUGCGCCUAUCUUCUUCUAUCUGUUCUACAUCUUCACGCCCGCUUACAAACUUACAACACCGAGUCUGUAUCGUCCUGGUGUAGCGCCUUGCUUAGCUGUUUUGCCUACGAUUGUGUUUGGGUACUAUGUCACGCACUUUCCAUCGUUCUUCCACUCGUCUCUUGAGGCGAGGAAUUGGUGGAACUGGAUUUGGCAGCUGUUUCCAAUCUGGGGAUCCAUCAUCAUGCUUAUGCUAUCGAAGAUCAUUCGUCAGCCGAAGGAGCAGACACUAAAGACAAUUAAGCAAGAGCUUAAUGCUAUUCGACUCACAAUCGGCAUCAUCAGUGCUAUAAGUACGGCCAUGUGGUGGUAUACCAUUCUCAACAUGAAUUCCACCAUCUUCGAAGUCUUUAUUCCUCAGCACUUCCUCACAACGCCACAAGAGCCAAUCCUCGGCCUUCGAACUGUCAUUCAAUUCGACUACAUCUGCUGUUACUCGGCUGGCUUUCUUUGGUUGGCGUACCACUUCAAGGACCUUGAAAAUGUCGGAGUUUGUAGUAUUUCAUGGAUCCGAGCCGGCUUUGCUUCUCUUGUGCUGGGUUGUUUACUUGGGCCAGGAACUAUGUUUCCUCUUGUUUGGCUUUUGAGAGAGGAGUUAUUGGUCGCGACGCAGGCUGGCGUGAAGAAAAGUGAGAAUUAG
Molecule: messenger RNA, 1119 nt
Organism: Fusarium verticillioides 7600
Lineage: Eukaryota; Fungi; Ascomycota; Sordariomycetes; Hypocreales; Nectriaceae
Exons: 2
Coding region: 1-1119 (372 amino acids)
Source: RefSeq, a predicted model, not a curated record